CCACUCGCCGCUCUUUUCGCUCUCUGCCUCUCCUCCACCUCUGCCUCCUUCUUCCUCACCCUCCCCCGCUAGCACACUCGACUUCAGCACUUUUACUCCCUCUAGAACUCAGCAAUGGUCAAGCAGAUCAGCGACAUCCGCCGCAAGCUCGUCAUCGUCGGUGACGGUGCCUGUGGAAAGACCUGUCUCCUUAUUGUCUUCUCCAAGGGAACCUUCCCUGAGGUCUACGUCCCCACUGUCUUUGAGAACUACGUCGCUGAUGUUGAGGUCGACGGACGGCACGUAGAGCUGGCCCUUUGGGAUACUGCUGGCCAGGAGGACUACGAUCGUCUUCGCCCCCUUUCUUACCCUGACGCGAACGUCAUCCUCAUUUGCUUCUCCAUCGACUCCCCCGACUCCCUCGACAACGUCCAGGAGAAGUGGAUCUCUGAGGUUCUCCAUUUCUGCCAGAACCUUCCCAUCAUCCUCGUUGGUUGCAAGAAGGAUCUCCGGUUUGAUACCAAGACCAUUGAGGAGCUCCAGAAGACUUCUCAGCGACCUGUCAGCCCAGAGGAGGGCCAAGCUGUUGCGGAUAAGAUCAACGCUCUCAAGUACCUUGAGUGCUCCGCGCGAACGCACGAGGGUGUCGCCGAAGUUUUCGAGCACGCCACUCGCGCUGCUCUUCUCGAGCGCUCAAGCAAGCCUCGCAAGUCGAAGUGCACCAUCUUGUAAUAUAUAUGUUAGAGAUUGCCAGCAGAUUGGUCAGUAUGAUGCCGUCUUUCGAAACAGAACUUAUGACGGGAUUGCAAUAGAAGUUUGAGUGUCGCCAUAUGCCAUCAUUCUCGUUUGCUUUGGACCACUGCGCUUGUCUAAUUUGGGUACAUGAUUAUGUUUUUUAAUAUUUUUUAUUCUGCAGAGUUCCAGUUUUUAUCCUCUUUACUUUUUUCUUUGCUUCUCCUUUUUUUGUAUCUCGCGUGUAUUGCUUUUAACGAUAAUCCAAUCUUUGUCUUUUUCCCAUAUUAUUCGCUCAAAUAUGUAUACAACCUUUUCCUCACUCUCUAUUUUCUGCGAGUUCUAGCGCUCAGCGGCGAUCAAGUAACGACCGUAUUAUCUCUGAUGUCUUCUUUUCUGUGUGUUAUCUUUUUUGAUUUCAGGUGUCAUAAAAAACUUGUAAAGACGUCUGCUGACCAUAAUGAAGUAUGCUCAAAGAUGUAAUAUGCCGUUUCCC
This is a messenger RNA of Myxozyma melibiosi, 1207 nucleotides long. RefSeq names its product putative GTPase Rho1. The record is from RefSeq and is a predicted model, not a curated record. Gene Ontology annotation, molecular function: GTP binding; GTPase activity; protein kinase binding. The transcript has 5 exons. Lineage: Eukaryota; Fungi; Ascomycota; Lipomycetes; Lipomycetales; Lipomycetaceae. Gene Ontology annotation, cellular component: cytosol. Gene Ontology annotation, biological process: small GTPase-mediated signal transduction. The coding region runs from base 115 to 711 and encodes 198 amino acids.